Messenger RNA from Talaromyces proteolyticus, 1554 nucleotides. Its product is annotated as cytochrome P450. The record is from RefSeq and is a predicted model, not a curated record. Bases 1 to 1554 code for a protein of 517 amino acids. The transcript has 3 exons. Gene Ontology annotation, molecular function: monooxygenase activity; heme binding; oxidoreductase activity, acting on paired donors, with incorporation or reduction of molecular oxygen. Lineage: Eukaryota; Fungi; Ascomycota; Eurotiomycetes; Eurotiales; Trichocomaceae.
AUGUUGGAUCUCAGCCAGAUUCUCAUCCUAGGCCUCGUCGCCGUCUUGGGGUUCGUCGUCUAUCGGUGGCGAAGUCAUGAUGCCCAGGAACCACCAGUCGUGGCCAGUGCCAUCCCCAUUUUUGGACACUUGAUCGGGUUGCUCUGGUAUGGCAUUUCCUAUUUUGGCCAGCAAGCCAUAAAGCACUCGAUAUACCCGAUUUUCUCGCUAGAUCUAAUCUUCGUCAAGAUCUACGUGAUCGGUUCCCCAUCCCUGGUGCGCAACGUCCAACAAAACUCCAAGAUUCUGACUUUUGAACCGUUCAUGGAGUUUUCCGCCAAGCGCAUGGCGGGCCUCUCUCCGCCGGCGCUUGAAAUGUUGAAAUUGAAGCAGGCUAGUGGCCAUUCUCUCUUUACAGAUAUUUUGCAUGGCAUGUUCCCUACGUUGCUGGGUGAAUCCCUGGAUCGUAUGAAUGAGCGAAUGAUUCGGUUGCUACGACCUUUCAUCGAUGAGUUGGGAAGUGGUGGGACCAUUGAUUGGUAUGAGUGGACUCGCCACGCAAUUACGGUUGCGAGUACCGAUUCCUCGUACGGGGACAUGAAUCCUUAUAAGGACCAAAAGAUCGAGGAUGCAUUCUGGGAUUUUGAUAACUACCUCAGUCCGUUGAUAGCAAAUAUACUACCGUUGCUGACAGCACGUCCGGCUUGGAAGGGACGAGAGAAUCUUAUCGAUGCGCUUGAAGAUUAUUAUAACCGAGGAGGACACGAGAACUCCUCUGACCUAACAUUUGCGCGAUUCAAAAUUCCACGGGAUGCAGGCAUGAGCGUGAGAGAUAUUGCGCGGCUAGAGGCCACCAUGGCUUUUGGGUUGCUCUCCAACACUGCUCCGGCGGCAUUUUGGGUUCUGUACGAUAUCUUUUCCAGGUCCGACUUGCUGGAAGAGAUCCGCGAGGAAGUACGGGAAAAUGCCUUGCAUGUCAUGGAGGACGGCACGCAUAUCAUUGAUCUGGCCGAUCUGCGUGACGAUUGCCCGCUCAUGAUUUCCACAUUCCAGGAGAUUCUUCGCACGAGAUCAUCAUCGACUUCCACGCGCUUCGUCACUAAAGAGGUCAUGGUUGGCGAGCGGUAUUUGUUGAAAGAAGGAAAUGUUGUUGUGAUGCCUGCGAUUUCCAUCGGCCGGAAGAGUGAUGUCUGGGGUGCGACAAACGAUGACUUUGACCCGAGACGAUUCAUGAAGCCCACAGCUCCCGACAAGAAGUCAGAGGGAAAGAAGGAUCCUCGGCGGGUGGGUGGUUUUAUGGCUUUUGGCGUCUCGCCAGUCAUAUGUCCCGGCCGUCACUUUGCUAGCGGUGAGAUCUUGGGGUUAAUUGCCAUGACGGCUAUGCGCUUCGAUGUUCUUCCUGUUGGAGGGGUCUGGAAGGACCCGAAGGCGAAUGCAAUGGCCAUCACAUCUAUUAUGAAUCCACCCAAGGAGUCAUUUAAUGUCAACGUACGACCGAGGAAGGAGUUUGAAGGCACAAGCUGGGACUUCAAAGUCACAGAGGGAAAAAGUAAAUAUCCUCUGGUGAUAGGAUAG